This is a messenger RNA of Strongyloides ratti, 1356 nucleotides long. Its product is annotated as Elongation factor Tu, mitochondrial. Bases 1 to 1356 code for a protein of 451 amino acids. Gene Ontology annotation, biological process: mitochondrial translational elongation. The transcript has 2 exons. The record is from RefSeq and is a predicted model, not a curated record. NCBI's taxonomy places the organism in Eukaryota, Metazoa, Nematoda, Chromadorea, Rhabditida, Strongyloididae. Gene Ontology annotation, molecular function: GTPase activity; translation elongation factor activity; GTP binding. Gene Ontology annotation, cellular component: mitochondrion.
AUGUUGUCAACAUUUAUUACAAAAUCUUUAAAUCCAUUUCAAAUUAAUAAUGGAAUAAUAUCAAAUAUUGUAUUUAAAAAUACUAUUUAUACUUCAUUAAUAUCAUUGGCAGUUACUCAAAAAAAUAAAUCUGAUAUAUUUAAAAAAAGUAAUUUAAAUGUUGGCACAAUAGGUCAUAUUGAUCAUGGAAAAACAACAUUAACAUCAGCUAUUACAAGAGUUUUAUCAGAAAAAGGAGGGGCUAAAUUUUUAAAAUUUGAAGAAAUUGAUAAAAGUAAAGAAGAAAAAAAAAGAGGAAUUACAAUAAAUGCUGCUAAUGUUGGAUAUGAGUCACAGAAACGUCGAUAUGCUCAUACUGAUUGCCCAGGUCAUAAAGAUUUCAUUAAAAAUAUGAUAUGUGGUACAUCUCAGAUGGAUGUUGCUAUUUUAGUUAUUGCUGCAACAGAUGGAAUUAUGCCUCAGACAAAGGAACAUCUAAUUUUAGCAAAACAAAUUGGUUUAAAAAAUAUUAUUGUAUUUAUUAAUAAAGCAGAUUUGGUUGAUGAUGAUAUUCUGGAGUUAUGUGAAUUGGAGGCACGUGAACUAUUGUCACAUAAUGGUUUUGAUGGUGAUAAUGCUAAAGUUAUUAGAGGAUCAGCAUUAUCUGCUUUGAGUGGUACUGAUAAAACAAGUGUUGAAGAUCUCAUAAAUGCUUUAGAUGAUAUUCCAGAUCCUGAAAGAGAACAAGAUUCAAAUUUUCUUUUACCAAUAAUGCAAAAAGUUAAAAUUCAAGGAAGAGGUACUGUUGUAAUUGGUACAUUAGAAAAAGGAACAAUUAAAAAAGGUGAUCCAAUUCAACUUAUAGGGUUAGAUAGAGAUGUUAAAGCUGUUGCUUCAGAUAUUCAUGUAUUUAAUAAAUCUGUUCCUUCAGUUUCAGCUGGAGAACAUUGUGCCAUAUUAUGUAGAGGAGUCAAAGCAGAUGACGUUCGAAGGGGAAUGUGGCUUGGUACUCCUGGUUCUAUAAAAACAACAAAUUUACUUAAAGCUGAACUUUAUUUAUUAGAUGAAAGCGAAGGUGGUAGAAAAGUUGGUAUAAGAACAAAUUAUUCUGACACAGUAUUUUGUUCUACAUGGGAUCAAGUGGGACGUUUUCAUAUUUCAAAAGAUAUGGUAAUGCCUGGAGAACAUACAACAGCUCAUAUACUAUUUCUAAAACAUGUACCAGUAGAAAAAAAUAUUUCAUUUACUUUAAGAGAAGGAAUGAGAAAUUUGACAAUUGCUCGCGGUAUUAUAACUGAUAUAUUAAAGCCAGUUGACAUUGAUUCAUUUCAUAAAAUUGAUAUGAAUGAGAUAGUUAAAAAUGCUACAUCAUUAUAA